Danaus chrysippus (African queen) is the source of this 660-nucleotide messenger RNA. The record is from the annotation of a GenBank genome assembly. Lineage: Eukaryota; Metazoa; Arthropoda; Insecta; Lepidoptera; Nymphalidae.
AUGUUUAUACUUUGGUUUCAACAGCUUGUACAAGUUUUGGUACAUGAAUAUGGUCUGCCUAUGGAUGCUGCCUCGGACAGUGCGUCUGCUUUUCUACAAGCAUUCAGAGCAAAACCAGACGAUGAAUCCUACGCAAUAGACGAAUGGCCCACGCACUUAUGGCGUAACUGUCUGCCUAAAAACUAUAGGCAUAUUGCCAAAAAUAUAUCAGCACAAUGGUUAACAUUAAGGUUUCAAUAUUUAGCACUGACGCCAGAUGUGAUACAUCUUUUAGAAACACUGAGGGAGGAUUAUCUUCUCGGUUUGAUCACGAACGGGCCUUCGAGAGCUCAAUGGGAGAAGAUCCAACGGCUGGAUCUCGAGAAGUAUUUCGACUGCGUGCUGGUCUCCGGGGAUCAUCCCUGGGAGAAACCAGAUCAGAACAUCUUCUUAGAAGCCUGCAAGUUACUCAACGUUGAAGCCCGGACUUGCAUCAUGGUUGGGGACAAGCUCGAAACUGAUAUUAAGGGUGGUAAGGACGCUGAAUUAGGAGGAACAGUAUGGAUUCCUCUACAGUAUGACGAAAUGGUAUCAGAUCUGCCAGAUUUCAAAAUUCAAAAAGUGACAGAGUUACCGGAAGUGCUGCCAAACUCACCAAAGCUAAAGAAGAGGGCUGCAUAA